AAAGGGUUUGAAUUUUAAGUAGACGUAUUUCUCUCGGUAAAGCGAAAAUAAUUUAAUGGACUACUUUCUGAUUUUUAUCUAUUUAUUACUUUUUCCCUACCUGUAAAUGAACUUCUACUUCCUACAUUUCAAUAUUUUUCUUAUCGAUACGCGGCUACAAAUUGAUGAGAGGAUAAGAUAGUUGUUAUCAUGGAGACCAGAUAACUCAUUCCGACCGGAGAUUGAUAAUGGGAAAUAGUCGUGGUUUGCGUUUCCCUUUGAAAUGUCAGAGCGUCAUAUUCUUCAGGAUGAGACUCCAGCAGCUUCGGUAUACGAAGUUAUUGAACUUCCACCUCCGGUCUUCACUGGAUCCCAGAUGACGAGGACUCAACCUGAAAAUUCAAAUAGAAAUGGAAUGAGAAAUCAGAGGCGACCUAUACCAAUCAGCACUCAGGACUGGAUAUCAACUACGAGGUCACAGUUCAGUCCCAUUUCCGCUGAAUAUUUCCUGACAAACGUCGAACAGGUGGAAAUACAGCCGAUAGUGGACAUCAACACACUCCUGGGGCAUUCGGGAAAAAAAUUCCGGGUGAAAAUGCGAGGUGCAGAGACUCUCUUUUUGGCCACUGAGAAUUCCUCGAAGUACCAGAGGAACGUCUUGGGAACUUCCAGGAGUUUUGUGAUGGAUGUGAGAGAUCCGUCUGGGGAACCUGCAUUUAUCCUAACGAAAGGGCUCACUUGGGGGUGUGUUCCCGGAUUUCUGCAUAGUAUGACUGUGGAAACGACUGAAUACAUUGGAUGCAUCCAGCAGAAUUUCACUCUCUUUGGUCCACGCUUCACAGUUUAUGAUGCCUCGAGUGAAGCCAUGUGCAUCAUAGAUGGUCCCAACAUGUGCUGCUGUUGCAUGAGCAAUGAAGUUUAUUUCCAAGUUUUGUCCACAGACAUGAGCCGACAAAUUGCUUCAAUAAGUCAUCAAUAUGAUCACCUGCUCGUCGAUCACAUUCUGCUCCUGACGUUUCCUAAUGAUGCUAAUGUGAGACUCAAGAGUCUCCUGAUGGCUGCCACUUUUUUCAUGGGCGCACUCUAUUUCGACCGUUUGUCCAAUUCUCCUGCAUCUAGACCUGUUAAUUAACCACGGAUCCACUGAUAUUAACUGGAUUUUGCUGCAACAAUUUAUUACGAAAGUAUUGAGGAAAACCCUCUGAAAAAAAAACGCUUAAAAUAUUUCUCAUUCAUUAAUGAAAACGUAAUUAAUUAGUGAACAGAUAUUGAGAAUGACUUUGUAUAGAAUUUAAUAAACCAAUAAUUUUUGAUUAAUCGAUACUUGGACAGAUGUCUUGGAGGAAAAAUUACUACUUUGAAAUUAUGUUUUUUUCUUUAAAUAUUCAAUUUACACGCAGUGAAUGUGGAGCGAGUU
Molecule: messenger RNA, 1396 nt
Organism: Fopius arisanus
Lineage: Eukaryota; Metazoa; Arthropoda; Insecta; Hymenoptera; Braconidae
Product: phospholipid scramblase 4-like
Exons: 7
Coding region: 263-1111 (282 amino acids)
Biological process (GO): plasma membrane phospholipid scrambling
Cellular component (GO): plasma membrane
Molecular function (GO): phospholipid scramblase activity
Source: RefSeq, a predicted model, not a curated record